Molecule: messenger RNA, 2559 nt
Organism: Botrytis sinoallii
Lineage: Eukaryota; Fungi; Ascomycota; Leotiomycetes; Helotiales; Sclerotiniaceae
Exons: 1
Coding region: 1-2559 (852 amino acids)
Molecular function (GO): 5'-3' DNA helicase activity
Source: RefSeq, a predicted model, not a curated record
AUGUAUUACGAUUACGAAAUGGCAGCGACGGCAACUUUCAAUUGCGUUGUCGAUACGCUUUAUCUUCGCGUUUCUGAAGAUGGACAAUUCGGUCUACCUGAUUUUGGCUUGUCCAAGGCAAUUCAAGACGAGCUUGCAGAUGUUGAGCAUGCCGACAAGCCUUUUGGCGCUUUGUUUAACGUCAAUCCUCCUCCCCCAGAGUACGACCAGCAAGGAAAUGUCACAAACGCGCCAAUCCCUUACAAUCCCUCACCUGCACAACUUGAGGCCAGUACGAAGCGCAGCUACCAACCACUUGACCGAAUCAACGCCUCAAUCGGAUUCUCUACACACGAGACCGAGAGAAACUUCGUCUUUUUGCGGGUCGCCAUUCCUUUUGAUCAGAUUCCCGACACGAUUGAUCCUAGAUCGCAUACUGCUGAUGGUUUCAUCGUCAAACUCAAGUUCUACGCAAAAAAUAUCAUUGGUCUCGAUUAUUCUCUUUCCUCGCCUGAAGAAGAUGAAGAUCCAGACAACAUCUUCACCAGAAAAGUUAUCAAGCUCUUCAGUAUCAACGAUGAUGAUAAAGAGGUUUUCAAUGGUAACGAUAUUGAGAAAAUUCCCAAGAUUGUACUCAAGACACCUGGUUAUGACCGUGUUGGAAAGAACGGCGAGCCAAAGGCCAAAUUUGGCGUCUAUCGUUGGGAACUCAAUGUCAAGGAAAUUGCGUCUGCCAUUAGUGAGAACUUGAUGCAUUCUACUACCUGGCCAGCUCUUCCGUGGGCUCCUCGUCGUGUUAUCAAAUUCCUUCAGUUUAUCAUGUCACAACACACGUUCUCACUUCCAAUAUAUAUCAUGGAUAGCUCGAAUAGCAAUUUGGAAUAUUCCUUGAUCAAGUGCCUUCGAGGUAUGCGAAAGGAGCUACGCGAUGGCAAUCCCUUUCGUCGCUAUCUGUCUCAAAACUUUAGAUUCAACAGCAAAGUUGGAUUGGAUGCUUUCAUUAAGGAUGCGAGAUUAAGACCCAAAAUCGUUACCCAGAAGCAAUUACAAUACUGUACAAAGGGGGAGAUGAUCACCCGUCUUGCUGUCGCUACCAAGCAACAACUUGAAGAUCGUCGUGCAAACGACGUUUCCAUCAGAUUGAUGAAUAUUGGCGAUGACUCGGCCUAUUAUGCUUUCUUCAUGGCACCACAGAACUUAAGACUCCACCCGGGUGACGUGUUAAAGGUUAACUUCUUUAUAGACGGAGUUAGGAAUGAGGAUUGGAAUCUCGUCAUUUGCAAGCCUUUUGACUGGUAUUACCCAGAAGCAUCUGUUGGUAUUUUGAAGCGUCCUUUGGUCCCACUUCGUUGGGAUGCCACUGAAGAGGAAAAGAACGCCCCCAGACCUCUCACCGGCUCAAUUCUACCAGCCGUCGUCGGUAACAUGGAUUCGCCUAAAACAUGCAGAGCCCUUCUUGAGAAGGCUUGUUCAAUCCCUGUCAUCCUCAAUUAUCACGAGUCCGAAAUGGCAGAAGCCAGAGUCUUCAAGGCUCUCAAUUGCUUCCUCCACUCCACCUACCCCAAUCUUGACAAGAAGGACUCCCACUCCCCGAUCAAUUUCAAAUCAGCAAGCAUGGAUGCAUGGUCAAAGGUGCUUUUAAUGCAUGACAAUAGGGUCAGAACUCAUGUCGAUAUCCUGGGCGAAGAUGCUGGUCUCAUCAUGGAGAGAUUCGAUGCUAAAGAUCAACUUGACACCAUCGAAUACCUUCGGAGCACACCUGUAAAUUCUCAAGGCAAGGCCGUUGCUAUCGUUGAAGGUUUCCCAGGAGUUGGAAAGACUACUUUCUUGGCUCAUGUCGUUGUAUGCAUGCUGGCUCAACAACCUCAAGCUCCUAUCGGUUGUAUCUGCGCUGCAAACCAACCGACCGACGUUCUGGCCAAGGCUAUUGAACGUGCAAUCGAAGAUACCUGCAGCAAACAGCCAGAUCUCGCACCUUUCCUCCGUCAACAGGUCGUCAUUCGCGUUUAUCCUUCAGCAACUGAGACCAAUUUCCUAAUCAGUUUGGUUGAUAGGGCUCCAAAGGCUUCGACUGAUCAAGCUGUAAAUGUUGUUUUAACUUCCCAGACUGGUACGAAAAAGUUCAUGGGCCAAUUCCGACAACUUUACGCAAUCUUGAUUGGCGACGCUGGUCUUGCUACACUCGUCGAUCUAAUUGUGCUUCUCUCUUCCUUUGAUACGGACCGACUUGUCUUGUUCGGUGACACCAAGCAGCUUACUCCCCAAACUCCGUUUCUCCAAGGGUUUCAAGGAUUAUCUCAUGAAAAGUCUCAAGAUAUUAUGUCAUACUUUAUGGAUAAUCAUUGGCCUAAGGCGCAACUAUACGUUCAGCGUAGAGGUUACCCUGGAAUCAUGGAGGUCGCGUCCGAAUUAUUUUACCGCAAGCGAAUUCAAGAUGCACCUGUUUUGCCGAACCAGUUCCCACUCCGUGAGGUGGUUGCCAAUACCCUCAGAGUUAUAUUCCCAGAAAACUCCAUCUCAAAGCCGUAUUUGUAUAUUGAUGCAGUACACGAAGGCGAGAUUAUGGACCACUCAACCUAG